Salpingoeca rosetta is the source of this 1179-nucleotide messenger RNA. RefSeq lists its product as uncharacterized. Bases 63 to 644 code for a protein of 193 amino acids. The record is from RefSeq and is a predicted model, not a curated record. Lineage: Eukaryota; Choanoflagellata; Craspedida; Salpingoecidae. The transcript has a single exon.
CGCUAACCUGUUCGCCCUGACGACCACUCGGCCAGCAGCCAACGACGCAGUCAACAGACGCGAUGGGCACGGACGACAACAGCGGCGGUGGUGGAGGGGAAGCCAACUUUGUGGAGGUGGUACAUGGGGCUGGGACGGUGACGUACUUGAACCUGGACUGCCAAGUGUGCCACUUUUAUGACCAGGUUGCACAAAUAUGCAGCAUCCCACCGGAUUCAAAGGUGGACCUGGCCACAGACCGCGGCCGCCUGGCGCUGUUGCCCGAGCUCGCCAACUCCAGCCAGCCUGUGACCACGGUGCUCAAGUCGCGUUCGGUGAUGGUCCCGGUGCUGCUGAUGCCACUGGCGCUGGGUGAUGGCUUUGAUUCGGAGACUGCAUCCGUUGCCCCACCAUCGAGACCGUCUUCAACGCGCUCCACAUCUGGGCGACGCAAGAAGGAGGAGGAGGAAGACGUCGUGUCCAUGAGUGUCGGCCGGUACCGGUUCUCGCCCCUGUUGCAGGCGGAUGUCAUCGCCUCUCGAUUCCCUCAGUUUGAAAUCCAUCCCCCGGGCAAAACAGGCUCAUUGAAGAAGAGCGCUUCACGCCGCAUCUCUCGGGUUAAUCUUGUCAAGUCCAAAUCAAAACACCCCUCCAUCACCUCCUGACGCUCCACGUGUGUGUGUGUGUGUAUUGUGUGUGUGUAUUGUGUGUGUGUGUAUUGUGUGUGUGUUUUUGUGUGUGAUUCUUUGUGUGUGUGUGUGUGUGUGUUUGUAUGCUUCUUUGUGUGUAUUGUGUGUGUAUUGUGUGUGAGUGUGGUUUUAGUUGUUCUUUUUCUGCUUGUGUAUGUGUGCGCUUGUACGUGUCCAUGCUUGCGUAUGCCUGUGUCCCUUGUGUUGGUCGUUUUCCCUUGGUCACUUGACCCUUCGAUGUCGUUACCGCUCCCUCUCCUUUCUUGAUAGUUGAACCCCACUGCACGCUUGCUUUGCCCUCCUCAAUCUCUCCCACACACACUUUGCAGCAGCAGCUGCUGCUGCUGCUGCUUGGGUGCAUAUCACGUGCCAUCUCAUUUUCAUUCAAUACAGCUACCAAAUCAAAUCUUAUCGGCCUUCACCCUUCCACCCGCACCCUGUACCAUGGCUUGACUUGACUCGGGGAGUGUCUUCAAUGUCAACACGACUUUCAAUUAACAUACAAAGCGUC